GAAAAAUAGAUGGGUCGCUGUAAGUGGAGAAAAUAAGGAGGAGGUGGGGAUAGGCUUAGCCAGUAUGACCUCACUGAUGUAUGUUUGUGGAAGCUAAGCUCCCAAAAUCAUCUUCUUCUUCUUCUUCUCGAAUGGCUGCUGCAGCUGUUUUAUCUCUUUCUCUACCUAAGCUUAAUGUAAUUAAAGCUUGUUCAGGCAGCACUACCACUUUUACUCACGAGAUUCUUGAAGAGAAAUUUGGUCGUAAAGGAAUCAAAUUUACAGAUGCAGGGACAGUUGAGCUGACUGUUAGAAAUGGAAGUUCAGUGAAGCUACAAAUACCCAAUGCACACAUCACUUCUUACAAGCCUAAAGUUUAUUGGAAAGAUGAUGGCUUUGAGGAACUUCUUUACACCCUUCCUAAUUCCAGAGGUGGCAUUGCUUUGGUAAUCAAUGAAAUCUUGGACCCUAAACCACCCAUACCAAAGACAACACCUUGGACUGUCACAGAUGUUGAUUCUGACUCUAUUGAUACUCUCCAGGUUGAAUUGAGCUGCAGCCGAGGGACUCUAGAUAUUAACUAUGUGGUCUCACUCUAUCCAUUGAGUAUGGCAACAGCAGUUAUAGUGAAGAACAAUGGCCGAAAGCCUGUCAAGUUAAUGACUGCUAUACUAAGCCAUUUGAUGUCUAAGACAAGAGGGGGCACAGGAAUACAAGGACUCCGCAGCUGCACUUAUUGCACACAUCCUCCUUUGUCUUCUCCCUUUGAAAUUUUAUCUCCAGGGGAAGCUAUGAAAACUGAGGAACCUGGUAUCUUCUCUUUUGGUUGGGAACCGGAGAACAAGCCUGGCAUAUGGUCCACUCAAGAUGUGCCCAUUACCGUCCUCAAGCACAAGCUCAGUAGACUUUACACUGUUCCACCACAAGAAAAAGCGAAGGAAUUUUAUAAUUCAAUACCUUCAAAAUAUGAAACAAUUGAUCAGGGUCGUGAGCUCUUUUUCAGGAUAAUACGUAUGGGCUUUGAAGAUAUUUAUGUAUCAAGUCCAGGUUCAUUUGCAGAAAAGUAUGGGAAGGAUUACUUUAUCUGCACAGGCCCUGCGUCAAUGUUGGUUCCUCUUGUUGUGAAUCCUGGUGAAGAGUGGAGAGGAGCACAAGUUAUUGAGCAUGACAAUUUAUGAUUUUCUCAUCUAGAACUUUUUUUAAUGUAUAUCUUUAUUUUACAAGCUUUCUGUCUCUCCUGAAUUCUUUGUCAAGAAACAGCAAUGCCAAAUAUACUUGGUUAUUUCUCGAGAAAAA
Solanum dulcamara is the source of this 1275-nucleotide messenger RNA. RefSeq names its product photosynthetic NDH subunit of subcomplex B 2, chloroplastic. The record is from RefSeq and is a predicted model, not a curated record. Gene Ontology annotation, biological process: carbohydrate metabolic process. The transcript is spliced from 3 exons. Gene Ontology annotation, molecular function: carbohydrate binding; catalytic activity. Lineage: Eukaryota; Viridiplantae; Streptophyta; Magnoliopsida; Solanales; Solanaceae. Bases 81 to 1157 code for a protein of 358 amino acids.